AUGCCUCCCGACGACGAUGAUAACGAUCAUCGUCUUGGCGGAGUCGCCCCAACCUCCAUUUUCAUGCGACCCUUCAGCACCUACACCGCUAUAUCCCUUCUACAACCGUCGGGGAUUCCUCGCCUUGGGAUCUCCACUUACGAGUGGUGGUCGGAGGCAUUGCACGACAUUUCUAGACACAGAAAGGGUGUGAGAUUUAAUGGAACGAUCACCGCCUGUACAAAGUUCCCUCAAGUCAUCCUCAUAGCUGCUUCUUUUGAUUCACAUCUCUGGUAUCGAAUUGUUGAAAUCGAUUUGUUGAAUGUAAGUUUUGAUGGUGAAUUACCUCCUGAUAGAAUCUCUGUUAUGGCGGGUGUGAAAGAGCUGAGAAAAAUCGCCCCUUUGAGAAGAUGGAAUCUAGUAGAGAUAGAUGCAAAAUUGUCGAAAUUGACCAUGGAGACAAAACGUAAGCUGGUAAAAACAACACCUGCUAAAGAAACUCUUCAAACAGGUCCAGUAAAAAUAUCACUCAAGAAUUGCUUAGCAUGCAGUGGGUGCACCCUUCCACUUCAGAUGAGCAAUGUGAUGGCUAUUGGUGGUGCUGAUAAAUCCUCCUCCUGA
Lactuca virosa is the source of this 600-nucleotide messenger RNA. NCBI's taxonomy places the organism in Eukaryota, Viridiplantae, Streptophyta, Magnoliopsida, Asterales, Asteraceae. The record is from the annotation of a GenBank genome assembly.